CCAUGGGAGCAGAAGAGAAUGGACUGAAGGAAAAGAUCUAACAAACUUGCAAGCUCCCUUCCAAACCUUCGCUUGCAUCUCCCCCUUCUUUAAAAAAAAAAAAAAAAAAAAAAAAAAAAUGGGGAGGAGGAGUUGGAGGAGGGCUGGAAUUGGGGAGGCGGGGUGUCUUAGCCCCACCCUCUUUCCCUGAUCUGGCAGUUCUCCCGGGAGGUUUCUUAAGAACUGUCACCGGUGCCCCGCGCUCUCUCCUUGCUGGCCUCAGGGAUGACAAAAUGAAGCUCAGAGGGAUUGAAUGAGGCAUUAAAUUUCCAGAAACUGGGAAGAAAACUACUUCAGGUUCUACAGAUGCCAUGACUCAGCAGCCCCAGGAUGAGUUUGAUAGCAAUGUAGAGAGUGCCCAAGAGUGGAUGAAGGCUGUCCAGGAGCGACUACAGGUUAAUGACAACACUCAAGGCCCUCGAGCUGCCCUAGAAGCCAGACUAAGAGAAACAGAGCGAAUAUGUCACCUAGAACCAGAGGGGCAAAUGAAGAUGGACCUAGUCCUGAAGUCAGCAGACACUCUGCUUAGCUGUUGCAGUGAAGAACAGAAGCACAACAUCCUGACUAAGCUCAAGGACAUCAAAGCCCAGUGGGAAGAAACAGUUAUCUACAUUACUCACUGUCACAGCCGGAUUGAAUGGGUAUGGCUGCAUUGGAGUGAAUAUUUGCUGGCCCAGGAUGAAUUUUACCGGUGGUUCCAAAAAAUUAAGAUGACCUUGGAGACCAGAGUGGAGCUGCAGAUGGGACUAAAAGAAAAGCAGUGGCAACUUAGCCAUUCUCAAGUCCUGCUCAAUAACAUCCUGAACCAGUCCAUCCUCUUGGAUAGGCUGCUCGAGGAAGCGGCCUCCUUGUUCAACAGGAUAGGAGAUCCUAGUGUAGAUGAAGAAGUCCAGAAAAGAAUGAAGGGAGAAUAUGAAAAGAUAAAGGCCCAAGCCCAGGAAAGAGUCAGCCUACUUGAGAAGAUAACCAAAGAGCAUGAACAAUACAAGACAAAUGUGGACCAAUUUCACCUGUGGCUCAAUAAGUUGAUGGGAAAAGUGAAUACUUCUUUAGGAAGAAGAGGCAAAAUGUCUGCUAAGCACCAGUUCAAAAUUUUACAGAAUUUUGCUAAAGAUUUUCAGAAUGGUGAGAAGUCAUUAAAGAAUCUUGAGGAUCAGUCUGCUGGAGUUAUCCAGAACACCUCUCCUAUGGGAGGUGAGAAGAUUACUAAUGAGCUUGAGGAGUUGAGAAAAGCCCUGGAAAAACUGAAACUUUUUUGCAAGGAGGAAGAGGAGAGGAUCCUGAAGACACUGAAUUCAGAGGGAGCCUAUGAGACACAGGCCAGACAACUAGAAGCUGAGGUCAAAGAAUUCAGGAGGGAGCUACAAAGAUUAGCCAAGGACCUGGAACCUGGGGAAAAAGCAAAAGAUGAAGCAGAGUUGAUAGAACGCUGGAAAAUUUACUCUGUCACCAAAUCAGCUCUGGCAGCAGAAGAGCCUAAGGCUGAAAGAUUGAAGGCUCAACUUAAGGAACUUGUCCAGUUUAACCAUGAUUUCCAGCCCCUUUCAGACAGUGUUGUGAUUACCAUGCAAGAAUUCCAAAGGAUUAAAGAAAAUUCUUGUAAACUGAAAAACCGUUCUGGGACAGACCUGUGGCAGUAUUUUCAGCACCCAAUUCAAGAGUUCCAGCUGUGGAAAGCACUGACCCAGAAACUCUUGACUAUCACUGACAGCCUACCAGAUCUCCCAUCAAUACAUACCUUUUUGCCACAGAUUGAGGCAGCAUUGGCUGAAAGUUCACGCCUAAAGGAGCAACUGAUCAUGUUAAAACUGAAGAAGGAUUUGCUGAUCAGCAUCUUUGGUGAGGAAAGGGCAGAGACUUUCUUAGAAGAGGUGACCAAUACUAUCAGGGAGAGAGACCUGCUGCAUAACAAUCUCCUACAAAGAAAUAGCAAAUUGCAAAGUGCAAUAUCUCAGCACAAUGACUUUGAUACUGCAUUUGAACCACUGCAGAAGAGGUUAGCAGAUCUCCACAUCAGAGCAGAAGCAGAGAAGGAGUUUCAGCAAGACCUCCCUAGUAAGCAGGCUCAACUCCAGCGCUUGCAGCAAAUCCAGGAAGACUUGCAAGAACUUGACGUUCAAAUUGAAAACCUGAAACCCUUAGUUCAGGCAAAUACCAGCCAUCAGCAUAAAAUCAAUCAACUUUUAUCUGAUUAUCAGACCCUGAAAAGAUCUUUGGAGAUAACUAUGGAACAAAGCCAGAAGCAUGUUCAGGAACACUGGACCUUCAACCACAAACUGUGGGAGCUUCAGCAGUGGAUUGGGAUAGCCAGACAAAAGCUGGAAUCCUACCAAGGGAAUGAAGGCCAGAGGAAGGUGAAUAGCCAAUCUGUAGAAGAUAUUGAGAGGCUGGUGGCUGAAUUCCCUGAUAAAGAGGUACAAUUGCACUUGACUGAAGGUCAUGGUCAACUGGUUAUGGAGACAUCAUCUCUUGAGGGAGCAGCUCUUGUCCAAGGGGAAUUAAAGGAACUGAAGGAGUCUUGGAAGGCUCUGAAGUUACUUGAGGAAACAUUGAUGAGCUUCAUCAGGAAGUGGCAGCUAAAAAACAAGGAGUCAGAUCCAAGGAAGAAAUUGAUUAUUUCCAACAAUAUUCCAAAGCAUGGGUUUCUUAUAAAUUCUGUGGAUUCUGUUCCUAGGCACCAGGGUAAGGGAAGUCCGUCCAAAGAAGAAGAAAGUAAUGAUGAUUUCUCCAAAUUCCUGAACGACUUUGAACAUUGGUUGCAGGUGGAAAAUACCAAGCUGGUAAACAUAAUUGCCAUGAAAAAUUCCACUGCUAAGGAUUCUGAAAUAAGAAAAGGCAAACUGAAGGAGCUACAAGAUAGGCUUCCAGAAGGUCAGCAUCUUUUUGAAAAUCUUCUUUCUCUCCGAACAAAGAAUGGGACCUGUGAAAACUUGGAGGAUCUCCGCUACCGUUGGAUGCUCUACAAAUCCAAACUCAAAGACUCCAGAAAUUUGCUAGAGGCUCACAGUCCUCUUGGGAAACCAAUGGGAUUCAGAAAGAGUCGUCCAGAAGGGAUAUGUGCCUUCCUCCAUCGAGUGUGCUGUGUAGCCCUACCCCUUCAGCUCUUGCUGCUGUCCCUGCUUUUGUUUCUGUUGCUACUGCCCCUAGGACAAGAGAGAUGGAGUUGCACCUUUUCCAACAACUUUGCCCGUUCCUUCAAGCUGAUGCUCCGCCAUGAGGGGCCCCCACCAACUUAGUGAGCACCCCAAACCAGGAGACAUCAGGCUUGUGGCUCCAACGCCAGGCUUUUUCUCAAGGACAUGGCACUAACUGGAAUUGUGGUCAGAACCCAUCAGCAAAACCUUAAUCUGUAUUAGCCCAGCAUCAAUGUAACUAAAGUUAAGUUAAUUUUUAUACAAUAUUAUAUGACUAUAUUUAUAACAUAUAUGUUUGUAUGUGUUGAUAGUGAACAAGAUAGGUUAUAUACAUGUGAUAGAUACUCUACAUGUAUAUAUAAUACAUAAUUGCUGUAUGUUAAUGGAAAAAAAUUUUAACCAGCUUCUCAGAUACCAUUCUACAGUGUUGUUUUGUUUUGUUUUUUGUUAGCCAUGAAGAACAAAUAGAGUAACAUCUCAUUUAUCUGGAAAUCAAUUCUCUACUAUCUGAACUCAAAAGUCGGAAGGAAACUAAAAAGAAAAGUUUCCGAACAGCUUAAAUAGAUAUGUGCACUAAAUUCAUACGUUUUAUGUAUUAGCUCCUCUAGCCCUCAUUUGGAGCUUACUUAUUCUUACUUUUUACAAAAUUCUAACUAGUCAUUAAAACACUCUAAAAUGUGGAUUAGUAUUUCUGUUAACAUACUUAUUAUCUGGUUUCUCAGACCAUGCCAGAUUAGAAGCAGAAAGUUACUAUCAUCCUCUUCAAUGGUAUUUUAUGUUUUACAAAAUGCUUUCUUUCCUAUAGUCCUCCGACACAGGUAGUUUAAACAUUAUAGGAUUAUACUCUAGAGCUAGAAGGGACCAUAAAGGUCAUUUCUUCCAGCCCUUUCAUUUUUACUGAUAUAGUAACUGGGCCAUAGAAAUAGAGUGUUUUUUCCAGGGUGAAACAGGUUACAAGUCUGGGCUUAAACUCAGGUAUUCUGGCACUAAGUCCAUUGCUCUUUUCAAGGGGAGAAAGGCUUAAGUAUGCUUUUAGAAAGCUCAGAGCCUGUGACCAUUUCAGGUAAGCACUAAGAUUCCUGAGUAUUUUCAGAACUGUUGAAAUUUUCUUAGAAAACCCAGGCUAUUUUUUUUUAAACAAUUUAUGUUAAUUCUCUGGUUCCUGAGCCUAAGAGGCAGGUUGGGGGAAUGAGUAGAAAGCUGACCAAGUUGGGAAGAAUUGAAUUCAAACCUUGUCUCUUCAUAAUCCUGAGAAAAUUACUUAACUUUUUAGUAUCCUAGGCAGCUUUUGAUGACACUUAAAUUGCAAAGCCAAUAUAAUUCUUCAUUGGAAAGAAAUUUUCACAUGAGUUCUCUCUAUCAGGGAAUCAAAGUUCUAAUUUUUUUAAAUCUCUAUUGAAGGUGUCAAGGAGAUAUAAUGCAUUUUAGGAAUGUAAGUUUUCAACUAAAAAUGGUUAAGGUAAUCAUAGUUAAGAUGCUUAAAAGAAGAAACCAGUUAUCCAGAAAAUUCACUGAAGUAGGAUUGUUCCUUCCCCAAUCACUGCAAAGGAUAGCCCAUAAAAGUAAGUGCUGAAAGGGACCAGAUAAACCAGAUAUUACUAUAUUUACCUAAUGGCCAAUUUUGUAUUGUACUAGAUAAAUAAGGCAUUAUGUAUUUACCUUAUAGCUAAUUUUGUAUUGUUUACAAAUUCAAGUGAAAGGAAUGAAUAAGAGCAAAGUUUGGAACCUGUGUCAAAAGUGCAGUAUAAAAAUAAGGCAAUAUACCCCCAAAAUGGGGUGACCCUAUUGUGGAGCUUCCAUUGCUCUUCAUGCCUGUUUUCCCAGUUUGGCACACCCA
Molecule: messenger RNA, 5010 nt
Organism: Sarcophilus harrisii (Tasmanian devil)
Lineage: Eukaryota; Metazoa; Chordata; Mammalia; Dasyuromorphia; Dasyuridae
Gene: SYNE3
Product: spectrin repeat containing nuclear envelope family member 3
Exons: 20
Coding region: 351-3275 (974 amino acids)
Biological process (GO): nuclear migration
Cellular component (GO): nuclear outer membrane; cytoplasm; meiotic nuclear membrane microtubule tethering complex
Molecular function (GO): actin filament binding
Source: RefSeq, a predicted model, not a curated record